UCGGUGUCGCCGUGUUGCUGUUAACGGAUCCAACAUGGCAGCUGGAACCCUGGAGAGCCACUGAAUUUAGGUGACUCGUCACACGGUCCUGCCUGUCAUCCUUCAGCGCUCAGGCGAGGUGUACUCAAAAGAGAUUCCUCCGGGCUUUUGUAUGCACGAUGAACCUGGUUCAAACCAUGGCAUCUCCAGUCAAAAAGACUUAGGGCGGUGCUGGGAAAGACCUGCCUGCGAUACCUCGGUGAGCUGCUGCCAGUUAGAUCCUGCAGAACUGGAGUGCAAGGACCAAAGGCAACAUACAGUCUUCUACAGUCAAAGGUUGAGAGCUGUUGUACUCAGCAUGGAAAGAUCCCAAGAUGGCAGAAGAUACCACAGAUAGAGCCACUGUCAACAGUGAACUGAUGACUCCUGAGAUACCUGCUGCAAGGGAAGCAGGGAAUGCUGUUUUCAUCCCAAAGUGCAUUAAAGACAAAAAAUACACAUUAGCAGCUGUUGCUGUCAUCACAGCUUUGGUCAUCACUAUAAUCGCCUUGGCUGUUGAAAAACCGCAGCCCUGUCCGCUGUGUCCACCCCCUGUUGAUGCCGCCUGCCCAGAUCGCUGGGUUGGGUACCUAGGAAAAUGCUAUUAUACAUCGGAAGACAAAAGGAAUUGGAGCGACAGUGAAUCUAGAUGUUCCUUCCUUGGUGCCUCUUUGGCUGUGAUUGACACCAAGCCGGAUCUGGAUUUUUUAUGGAACUUUACUCGUCCCUCUCAUUAUUGGAUCGGUCUUUCAAGAGAAGCAGGUCAGCCCUGGAAAUGGCCCAAUGGGACAGAGUUUGGAAACCUAUUUACAGUGCGAGGAGAAGGCUUUUGCGCUUACAUAAAUGACCUUGGGGUCAGCAGUACCAAAUGCGCUGUGUUGAAGAACUUCCUCUGCAGCCUAGCAGAUGCUUGCACCAAGAGGAAACAAAACAUCAACAAAAGGGAUACCUUGUGAUCCUCAUUUGUGUAAGGCGAGCACUGUCGGCUCUUUAGAGAUGCAAGUGUCACUGGAAGAACCACACUUUCAGCAGCUUGUUCCAGAGAUAAUCCUGCUUUUCGUCAUCAGCCCAUAAGAGAGAUUGAUCAAGAAUAGCGGCGACUGUCUUGUCACUGUGUUUGAACCUCAGCUAUGCCAUCAACUCACAAGAUGGCCUCAGACUACCAUUGCCUUAUCGGCCACGGGCUGUUGGACUCCAUCAGCCUCUGCCAGCAUGAACAGUGGCAUGGGAUUAUGGGAGUUGUAGUCCAAAACACCCAAAGCUUGUUGUAUGGAGGAACUGAGGCCUUAAAGGCACACUUCCUAAGUCAAUCACCAGCUGAGAAGCUGCCCUCCAUCUUGUCUGAAGAAUAAACUGUGAGCAGAACACCCAGCAAUUUGAGGCUAUGUGGAUGGUUGCCCAUUACACAAUGCUUUGGCCAAGGACCCAAACAUGCUUGCCGAACCUACCUGAAAAGGAAGAAUUACAGGAGACAUGUAAAUGAUUGCUGACCUGGAUGAAUGUAGUCCCUGCAAGCCUUGAAUCACCACCGGCCCAUGGUCUUGAUGUGCUCAGGGUCCGUGCCGCAGGCAGCAGCGGUUGUGACAGCCCCAAUGUGGAACAAGUGACCAGAUAAGUGAUUGGGGUUGCCCCCACACGCAAAAAUAACCUUUCUCAAAGCUGCAGUGAAUUGGCACUUGGACACCGGUUGUGUGUUAGCUUGAAUAAAGAGGGGCCCCCAGUGGGCUGGGCUGACCUUCAGGAACCUUCUUGUGUCAUAGACUGGGCGAAGGCCGCUGUUGGGGGAAGGGUCCAGAAUCAUAAAGGUGCCUCGACACAACUGAUCUAGGAACGUAUUCUGAGCUGCAGGGAGCCCUCAUAGAAGGUCAUGCCAUUAAGCAAAAAGCCUGCAUGGUAUAAUGGGCUGCACCCCCCAGUGUGCUCACCAAUGCGCAGGGCCCUGAAGAAUGCCAGAGCAUAUGCGGCCCAGAAUAACUUCACCUCAAAACUGGACCAGCAUACACCGUGCAACUUGCAACAAAUAAGCCGCAGUGUCUCGAAAAGUAAUAGGCUUUCUAGCAUCUGGCAAUGGGAGUGGUGGCUACGGCGCCAUCCCUCAAUGAGCUUUUUCAUGUGAAAACUAUUAUAAGGGUCGGGCAGCCGAAGAAAACAUUUGCUGAAAUAUGAAAUAGCAGCCCUGUGAAGGGUCAUGAUCUUAAUGGCCAACCCUUUCUGCUUGAGGAAGAUCAAGUAUUGUAGGACAUCAGACUCGGCUGCUGAGCCAGGCCUGGCCCUGAAUGGUUCAAAUGCGGACCAAGCCCUUAUAUACAGGUGAAACUCGAAAAAUUAGAAUAUUGU
This is a messenger RNA of Lacerta agilis (Sand lizard), 2355 nucleotides long. Its product is annotated as C-type lectin domain family 2 member D-like. The coding region runs from base 354 to 974 and encodes 206 amino acids. Lineage: Eukaryota; Metazoa; Chordata; Lepidosauria; Squamata; Lacertidae. The record is from RefSeq and is a predicted model, not a curated record. The transcript is spliced from 8 exons.